CCUCGGAGUGGACGUGGGGGCCGGUGGCUCUAGGGUCAGCAACUCCUGCCAUGGACUCGUGCAACCUGCUCGCCCAGGCCCUGCUGCUCCUCACCCUGGGCAGCGUGGCAACAGGAUCCACCCGUCUGCAAGUCACCCCAAAAUCGAGGGUCUCCCUGAGCCCCCCGUGGAGCAGAAUAUUCCGGGGCGAGAACGUGACCCUCACCAGUCAUCUCGGAAACAGUUCCCUGUUGAAUGGCACCACCAGCUGGACACACGACAGCAGCCCUCUGACUGAAAGCACGUCCAGUCCGACCAUCUCUGGACCCAGAGAGCUGGACAGCGGCGAGUACAGGUGUCAGGGAGGGGACGCGCAGCCCAGUGACCCCGUGCGCCUGGGCGUCUUCAGCGGUGAGUCUGGACAAGUGCUGCGGGGGAAGGCGAUCAUCUUCCCCCGGGAGUCGGCCUCCGACUACGUGUUGCUGACGGCAAGACAUCAGAAGCCGCUGCACAGCUUCACGCUCUGCAUGAAGGCCUCCUCCGACCUCACGCGAGACUACAGCCUCUUCUCCUACAGCACCCGAGCCCACAGCAACGCCCUGCUGCUCUACCUGAAUAGGCCGGGCGAGUUCUCCCUGACCAUCGGCCACUCCGAGAUCGUCUUUAGGACCCCCCAGUCCUCCAAGGGCCCCAUUCGCGUGUGUGUCACCUGGGAAUCGGCCACAGGCAUCGCCACCCUCUGGGUGGACGGGAAGCCCCAGGGGAGGAAAGGCGUGAGCAAAGGUUAUGUGCUGGAUGCUAACGCCAAGAUCAUCCUGGGGCAGGAGCAGGACUCAUACGGGGGCGGCUUCGAUGCCAAACAGUCCUUGGUGGGGGAGGUGUGGGAUGUGCACCUCUGGGACACCAUUAUCCCCAUGAAGCCCACGGGGCCCACCUGCCGAAUCGGCAAUGUCCUCGACUGGCACUCACUCAGCUUCCAGUCCUAUGGCUACGUGGUGAUCAAGCCGAAGCUUUGGGCUUAGACCCCCAGCCCACCCCACCCUCCU
Molecule: messenger RNA, 1025 nt
Organism: Sorex araneus (European shrew)
Lineage: Eukaryota; Metazoa; Chordata; Mammalia; Eulipotyphla; Soricidae
Product: mucosal pentraxin-like
Exons: 4
Coding region: 51-1001 (316 amino acids)
Biological process (GO): innate immune response
Molecular function (GO): complement component C1q complex binding
Source: RefSeq, a predicted model, not a curated record